UCUGGUGCGAGUGGUCAUGCGGUGGUACAGUGCUGAGUGCUUGAAAAUUUUGAAACUUGUGUCUGUAGAUUUGAACAGUAGAUUAACACGUGAAAUAGACAGCUGCCCUACACUACGCAUAUUACUAACUGAGUGAUAUAUACGAUUAAAAGAGUAAUUCAUAUUUACAUUACGCUGAAUCGAACAUCGCCGUCUGUAAAAGCAGUGUCCUUGACUUCGAAUAAAAAUAAUUAUCCUGUUUAACCGUUAAGAAACAUAUUUAUCGGUCAUCGAAUACUGGUGUUACAAAGUGCGAUAGGACGAAGAGUGCAAAGUGGUAUUGUGGUGUCUAUGUGUCAGAAACUGGAAGAUGUCAGCAGAGCAGUAUGCUAGAACAUAUGGCACUCACUCUUUAACUCCAGCUUGUUUGGGGCUCAAAUGCAGAUUAACAAAGAUUCUUUCCUCUGGUGCAUUGCUUUCUUGUGUUACAUACACAGCCAUCAUCUCUGAAACUUAGAUAGGGGGAAAAAAAAACAAAAAAACCAUGCCAGCUACCAAUGAUACGGAGCCUGCAGCGGACUGUCGCAGUGUGACAGACAGUGUCGGAAGUCAUAGUGACCUGUCUGUGCACACUGCAUCGACAGCACAGACACAGUUGCAGCGUCCACGUAUGGAUGUUGUUUGUGUAAUUGACCUGCAUCAACCAGACUAUCUGGCUCAUAGAAAGAGAGCUCUAGAAGAAGUCCGCCAAGCGUGUGCUCUAGUUAAUGCUGCUAUGAACCAUAUACAGUUUGAAAAACUGGAUUUUGGUGAAACAAAUGUGUUGGAUACAUUUUAUAAUGCUGAUGUGGCAGUCGUGGAUCUGUCAGUACAGAUUCAGCAGAGUUCUCUCUUCUAUCAUUUGGGAGUCCGUGAAAGCUUUGGGAUGAAGGAGAAUAUAUUACUAUAUAAUGACUUCGAUACAGAGGCAACUUUAAGACUGAAGAUAUCAUGUGGCAGCUAUACCUUUGUGUCAUAUCGACUUCUUGACUGUGGGACGUGCGUUACAACAAAUCCUGCAGCUGCAAGACUUACAGGAGAAGAAGGCUCUCUGGAUCCUAAACAACAUUUAACAAUCAAACUGAAAAAGUUACUCCAAGAUGUAGAAAUUCAGUCAAAAGCACACAUGAAGGAGAAGUUUUUAGCUGACUUGCGUAAAGCGAGAGAAACAUAUACGGGAGAGGAAUUAGCAAGAGUGCUUCAUAAUAUGAGGAAAAGACUUGAUGAUCCCAAUGUGCUCUCUGGUGAAGUGCUGCUGAAUGUGUUAAUAUCAUUUAGAGAAAUUCAAGAUUAUGAUGCCAUGGUGCAACUUGUUGACGACUUGCGAACUGUACCAAAUAAGAGGAAUUAUAUAACUACUUCAGCAAUAGGAUACCUCUAUGCAUUUGCACUGAACAGGCGCAAUAAAGAAGGCGACAGAGAACGAGCUCUCAGAGUGAUUGAGAAAGCUUUGGAGAAGAAGGAAAAUCAUGUACCUGAUAUAGUUUGUCUUUGUGGUAGGAUAUACAAAGACAAGUUUGUUGAAUCUCAGCAUCAAGAUAAAGAUAGUUUAAUGAAUGCUAUUCAUUGGUAUAGAAAAGGAUUUGAAGUGCAGCCGAAUGAAUAUGCUGGCAUUAAUUUAGCAACAUUGCUUGUUAUAGCUGGUAAUGAGUUUUCAAAAUCAGAAGAGCUGCAGCAUAUAGGUAUGGUCCUCAACAAUUUAAUUGGUAAAAAGGGUAGCCUGUCAUCAUUACAAGACUACUGGGAUGUUGCCACUUUCUUCGAAAUUAGUGUUUUAGCAGAAGAUUACUCAAAAGCUAUCCAAGCAGCAGAAUGCAUGUUCAAGUUAAAGCCACCAAACUGGCACGUUAAAUCUACGAUAGGAAACAUCUCUCUCAUAGACAGGUUUAGAAAGAAAAAUGAAGAUGCAGAAAUUUCUCCUGAGGAACAAGUAUUUGGAUUUUGGAUGGAAUACUUCGUGGAAUCAACAAAAACCGAAGUGGGAGAUAGCAUAAGAUUUCCUAUGCUUGUUUUGGAGCCAGAUAAGGUAUUCAUGCCAAGUUAUGUAACUGUGAAUCUUGGAGCAGAAGAAAAGUCAAUUGAGAUAUGGAACAUGUGUCUGGAUAGCAUGAAGGGAAAAUGUCGAAAGGUGCACAAAUGGCUUUUUGCAGCUAGUCAGAUUAGAAGUGUUAGUUUAUACAAGAGAGAUGAGCGCUGCCUGUUCCUGUAUGUACACCAAAACUCUGAUGACUUUCAAAUGUACUUUCCAUCAGUCCAGUGUCGUCAAAGGUUUUUUGAUUUGGUGAAAGAGAUGACAGGGGACCAAGAAGGAAUGGUUAUGGACCUGGAUGCUCAGCAGGCAGAGGAUCAGAUAAAAUAUGAAUAUGAGCAAGAUGAACAAGGAAAAAGAAUUGUGUUAGGAAAGGGCACUUUUGGAGUUGUGUUUGCUGCCAGAGAUCUAAUAACCCAAGUAAGGAUAGCAGUGAAAGAAAUUCCAGAGAAAAAUAAAGGAGAUGUUCAGCCAUUGCAUGAAGAAAUAAAGCUACACUCUCAGUUGAGACACAGAAACAUUGUGCAGUAUUUGGGUUCAGUGUCAGAAGAUGGUUACUUCAAGAUUUUCAUGGAGCAAGUACCAGGGGGAAGCCUGUCUGCCUUGCUGAGCUCAAAGUGGGGACCACUGAAAGAAAAUGAAUCUACUAUUGUUUAUUACACAAAACAAAUCUUAGAAGGCCUUAAGUACCUCCAUGAUCAGAAAAUUGUUCAUAGGGAUAUAAAAGGUGACAAUGUCUUAGUGAACACAUAUAGUGGUGUUGUGAAAAUAUCCGAUUUUGGAACCUCAAAACGCCUUGCUGGGUUGGCAUCUAGUACAGAAACAUUUGCAGGAACUCUGCAGUAUAUGGCACCUGAAGUUAUUGAUAAGGGGCAGAGGGGAUAUGGUGCUCCUGCAGACAUAUGGUCACUGGGGUGCACCAUAGUGGAAAUGGCAACUGGAAAGCCACCAUUCAUUGAACUUGGUUCUCCACAGGCAGCCGUAUUUAAGGUAGGCUAUUACAAGAUUCAUCCUGAAAUCCCUCCUGAAUUAUCAGAAAAGGCAAAGAAUUUUAUUUUAUGUUGUUUUGAACCUGAUCCUGAGAAAAGAGCUACAGCAGCAGAUUUGCUGGAACAUCCCUUCCUCACAGAUAAAAAGAAGAGCUCUCGACUUAGUACUCCUCAAGAGUUUAGUCGGAGCAUUUCAGUACCAGCAGACAGAGUAACAGUUAAAAUUGAUAAAGGUGCAAGUAGUCACAACAGCACUCAUGGUCAGACAUCACCUGAGGACGGUGGCUUCAAUACUAAGUCGAACCCUGUGAAAUCAAGGGGACCUUCACUGCUCUCCCCAAUCAGCAUGCCUGCAGCUCUGUCUUUCUCCAGUCUCAGUACACCCACAUAUGAGACAGAUCAAGAGAGUGGUGUAAAUAUGACACGACGAAGUUCAUCAGGUGGCUUACUUUCCCCAGAAGUUGACAUACCUACACCUAAAGGAGGUGGAGUUUUGGGAUUGGGAGAGGCCUCAGAACAAGAUGGAUUUUAUUUGUUGAAGAAAGAUUCCCAGAGACGCAUGACUCUGUCAAGAGUUAUCAGCCAAGAUGAGCAAAAGAUCUGUGAGGUGUGGAUGCAGAACAUACAAAGGGAGCUGUUAGCAACAGUCCUUUCCACAACACAUCUGGUGGCAAUGAUUCGCAGCCUGAGAAACUAUAUAUCAGAUCAAAACAAAGAAUCACUUGAAAACGCAAUACAUACAUUGAAAGAAGAGCUGGAUUUUGAUGCAGAUGCUAUUAACCAGCUGCAUUUCUCAUUGUACCUCAUCCAAGAUGCUGUGAAUGUGGUGCUAAGACUUCAUAGUAUCAAGCCUCACUGGAUGUUUGCAUUAGACAAUCUUGUACGUAAUGCUGUUCAAGCAGCUAUAACAGUCAUGUCACCAGAGCUGGGUGCGAACUUGGCAGGUCAGGAUAAUCGUGAACAAAGUGUACCUGAUGGACCUGAUGGAAGCUCCACAUCUGGCAUGUCAACCGUCAACUCGGUGAAAUCACAGAAAACUGUCGACAGCCUCUCCAAUUCAGCCAAGUUCCGCCUGGAGUACCGAGAGCAGCUUGGUGUCCUGCGCUCAGAAAACUUGAGAUUACUGCAAGAAUUAGUGGACAGCCAGAAAUCCUACCAGACACUGUUGCGGCAGGCCUUAGAAGAUCAUCGUUUGCAGUUGGCAUUACUCUCUCAGACUGUGCAGCAGCUGAACCUUGUGUCAUCAUGCACUUGCCAAUCACAUGCUGAUACAGGUUAUGGAUCACAUAGAUCAGUGAGCUCAAAUGAUGCUGCAAGCUCCCCUGCAGGUCUGCUUCCACAGAUCAGUGUGACCGAUAGCUCAGCUGACUCACGAUUGAUUGAAUGGUUGCAGAACUUGAAACUAGACCAGUCCACUAUUGACAGGUUCCUGUUUGAAGAAUACUGUUUAGAUGAUGUUUUACUGUACAUCACACGUGCAGAUCUUCGCAAAUUGUGCUUAAGAGGUGGUGUCGAGUUGAGAGUAUGGAAAGCAAUUCUCAAAUGGAGGCGUGAGCACCGAGCUAACUUAAGUGCUGAGCGAUCUGACAGUGCAACCAGAACCCACCGCUCGACAAGUAAGAUAGAUGGUGGCGAUUCAAACCCUUUUGACAGGACUUGUAGUGAAAGCACAGAUACCACAGACUGAUUUUUGUUUCCAUAUAUUCUGUACUAAUAGACACCUAAUCUAUAGCUGCACUUAAGGCACUGGAAUCGUACCUGUUAAUUUCUGUAAAUGUAGUGGCUUUGUUGUAAAAUGACACAUUGUGCAGGAUUUUUCACUUCCCAUGGAAGUUGGAGUAUGAAGAUUUACAUUUUAACUGGCAAAAAUGCUUCCACAUUGUGAUAUUCAUCUGUUGACACGUUGUACCUUAAUCUGUGAUACCAUACAGUAUCGUUGCCUUGCAGUUUCUAUCAACAUAUUGGAAAAAGAAGUGUGUGUGUGUGUGUGUGUGUGUGUGCGUGCGUGCGUGCGUGCGUGCGUGUGUGUUGUUAUAGGAAGUAUGAGUAAAGAGAUAUAUCUCAUGUUAUGACAUCACAUUAUAUUACUUUGUCAUUUUUAAAAUUAGUUAUUUAUUUUCUGUUGUGUUGUGUGCAGCGGAAUACUUUUCUUUCCAUUGCAAAGAUAAUAUUUGCAUCAUAGAUCUGAUACUUUUAUGAUACAUGAAAGUCACUCUCCCUAUUUAUCUAUCUUUCAUUCUUUCACCUCUGCCUGCC
Messenger RNA from Schistocerca piceifrons (Central American locust), 5292 nucleotides. RefSeq names its product mitogen-activated protein kinase kinase kinase 15 (gene Ask1). The transcript is spliced from 26 exons. The record is from RefSeq and is a predicted model, not a curated record. Gene Ontology annotation, molecular function: protein kinase activity; ATP binding. Bases 524 to 4723 code for a protein of 1399 amino acids. Gene Ontology annotation, biological process: MAPK cascade; protein phosphorylation. NCBI's taxonomy places the organism in Eukaryota, Metazoa, Arthropoda, Insecta, Orthoptera, Acrididae.